This is a messenger RNA of Salvia splendens (bonfire salvia), 786 nucleotides long. RefSeq lists its product as uncharacterized. NCBI's taxonomy places the organism in Eukaryota, Viridiplantae, Streptophyta, Magnoliopsida, Lamiales, Lamiaceae. The record is from RefSeq and is a predicted model, not a curated record. The transcript is spliced from 2 exons. Bases 1 to 786 code for a protein of 261 amino acids.
AUGGCAGAAUCAAACGAUUCCAAUGCUGCUUCUAUUCCCUUAUCAGCAUUGCCUCUUUUCUCUCAACUUCCUCCCAUUUCAGUUAAGUUAACUAAUGGGAAUUUCUUGAUUUGGAAGCAACAAGUAGAUGUUGUUGUGUAUGGAUACGAGCUUGAGUCAUUUCUCACUGGAGAAGCCAGCCCACCACCACAAAUGAUUGUUGAUCCAGCUGUAGGAUCUCUGGUGAUUAAUCCAGCAUUCUUUGUUUGGCAGAGAUCCGCAAAGGACAUAUGGGGAGCACUAGAGAACAACUUUCCUAGCCACUCAACUGCAAAAGUUAUGCAAUACCGGCAACAGAUGCAAAAUCUCAGAAAGGAAACACUCUCAAUGAGUGAAUAUCUUGGUAAAAUGAGGAACUAUUUUGACCUUCUCAAUUCAGUUGGUUGCAUGGUCUCUGAUGGAGAGCAGAUUCUACACAUUCUUGGAGGCUUAGGUCAGGAAUAUGAUCCAGCUGUAUGUGUUGUCACCUCCAGAUCUGAACCUUGGGCGAUUGGUGAUGUAUCCUCAUUUCUUCUCAGCUUUGAGUCCAGAAUGGAGACAACAAGAGCAAACUCUUCCAGCACUGAGGGAUCUCAACCCUCACUCCACUUGGUGCAGCAACAGUCAGGGCCAAAGAAAGAUCUACAAUCCUACAACAACAAGUUUGACACAGGUGGAGGAAGAGGUGGAUCUAGGAAUCAAAGAGGAGGUAGAGGUGGCAGAGGAUUUGGAAGGGGAGACAAUAAAAUUGUGAUGAACAAGAAUUGA